GAGUGGUAAAGCGAGAUUGGUAUAUAAAGUCGGAGAAAUGCUCUCUCCGCAUCCACUCAGCUUUGAGAUCUCGUAUGAUCUAAUCUUGUAACAUGGCAGCCAAGCUUGUAGUAGCCUUGACGUGCUUCGCCCUUUGUCAUUCCAGUCCAAUCAUUUUGAAUGGUUAUUUAUAUCGUGACGGACGCAGCUUCGCGACCGGUCAAGGCUACACAAAUAACUAUGGCGGACGAGCGACGGGGUCAGCGACAAUCGAAGGUGGUGCAAUUAAAGCUUAUGGAAGCGCAUCAACUGACGACCAGAAUUUCUUAAACAGAAAUAUUGGCUAUGGCGAAGCGUAUCCCGGUCAAGCAGUCGCAAAAGCUGGAAUCUACGAUGCACCCCAAGUUCCUGUUUACGGAUCAGGCAAAGCUGAGGCUCAAAACAUGCCAACUUACUACGCUGUCCCAGCACCUGCAAAUAUUUUGUCUUACGAACAAAACUUUCAAGUUCCCGCUGAAAUAAGAUACACAAUGCCCGCUAAUGGUGGUGUUUCUGCCCAGUCGUCUGCUAUACUUAAUGGUAACACCGAAUCGUCAAUCACUUCAGCUAGAACCGAUGGAACUGGUUCUGCCGAAUCUUCUGCUAAAACCCAAGGCAUUGAUAGCAACGUAGUUACAGUUUCUAAUGCAAAAACUACCGGCGAUUCUGGAUCUGCUUACUCUAACGCUAACAACGCUCUCGGAGUAACAAAUAUUAUGACCAAAACAGAAGGAUUUGGCUCGGCGCUGUCAAAAGCCCAAAAUGGACUUGGAUUGACCUCUGCUGAAUCCCAAUCAAACGGUGGUUCUGCUGCUUCUUUGGCCAAAAACGCUAUUGAUUCCAUUGUUGCAACAGCCAAUUCUCAGGGUUACGGAUCCGCUUCCUCCAACAUCGACAACAGAAACUUCCAAAAUGUUCACCAGAGAGGAAUCCAUUGGCGAUUUGGUACGGCCUUUGACACUCCUUCCGGUCAAGUUCGCGCCACAAGCCAAUCUAACGGAGGUUCGGCUAAAUCGACUGCCCAAACAAAUGGUUUUGGAACAAUCCAAUCCACAGCUGACACUCAAGGUUAUGGAUCUGCUGAUGCCAAAGCUAACAUGAAUGGAGUUGGGUAUGUCAAUUCUAUUGCUCACAACAAUGGCCUUGGUUAUGGUUCUGCAAAAUCCACCGCUAACAUAAAUGGAUACGGAUCUGCAAACUCCGCCGCCAACACAAACGGCCUUGGUACCGCUAAAUCUUCAGCCAACACUCAAGGAACGGGCUACGGUAACACAGGCGCUCGUGCUGAUAUCAAUAGUUACGGAACUAUUACCUCCGCUGCUAACACUAAUGGAUACGGAAAAGCCACAUCCACAGCUAAUACUGGCUUGGGAUACGGUGCAUUCCGCUACGAUGGACUCUACGAUGGUUCCCGAACAAUUGCUAAUGCUCAAACUUCAGGACAGGGUUCAGCAUCAUCUUCCGCAAGAACUCAAGGAUUGAGCACUGACUACAGGGUAGUAGACACAUCUGCCAAUAGCUUUGGCUACGGCACCGCUCAGGCUAAUGCUAGAGCCUAAAGAAGGUUAGAUUUUACAACAAAAAGCAAAUCACACCAAGACGACUUUAAACAACAAGAAUUCUAUAACUUGUCUUGAUGUUUUUGCAUAUACUUCUAUUUAAGUUAUUUAUUUUAUUUAUUGACUUUAACAUAAUUUCAAAUUUGUAUCGUGAAUAAUAAAAACA
This is a messenger RNA of Nymphalis io (European peacock), 1743 nucleotides long. RefSeq lists its product as uncharacterized. The coding region runs from base 93 to 1577 and encodes 494 amino acids. The record is from RefSeq and is a predicted model, not a curated record. Lineage: Eukaryota; Metazoa; Arthropoda; Insecta; Lepidoptera; Nymphalidae. The transcript is spliced from 3 exons.